ACGUAAAUAUCAGCGUCCCGAGAGAAAAUGACAAUGAAUGGAUCCUCCCCAGCAGAACACCUGGGUUGGAUAUUCAGCCUCAACAAGACAUGAUGUCCCUGAGGUUACACGGGGUCUGCCUCCUCCUCCUCUCUCUCUGUCUGUUACUGUGGUACAAUCAUGUGACAAGGUCUUGGGUGUCCAUGAAAAUGGGUCUUCGUGGUUACGUGAGGGUUCUUCCAAACAGUCGUUCAAGUUCAUAUUUUCUGGACUUCCACUGUGGCCGCUGUGCUGUUGUGUCCAGUUCCGGCCAGAUGCUGGCCAGUGGGCAGGGCCAAGAGAUUGGCAAACAGGAAUGUGUGAUCCGAAUGAACGCGGCACCCACAGUGGGAUAUGAGGCUGAUGUUGGGAACAGGACGAGUUUGCGUGUCGUCUCCCACACGAGUGUGCCACACCUGGUACGGCAGCAGGGAUUUUUCUUUGGGCGAGAGGCGGACACCCGAUACGUUGUGUGGGGUCCUGAGAAAAACAUGAGGCAGGAUGGAAAGGGGAAAGUUUUCAACGCUCUGGUGAAGCUGGCUAGGAAGUACCCACAAACACACAUCUACACCGUCACCAGAGAGAAGAUUCAGUACUGUGAUGCUGUGUUUCAAAACGAGACGGGGAAGAACAGGAUGAAAUCAGGGGCGUUCCUCAGUACAGGGUUUUUUACUAUGAUUUUAGCUCUGGAGAUGUGUGACAGCAUUCUUGUUUAUGGGAUGAUUGACGGCUCGUACUGCAGUCAUGCCAACCACUCCUUCGUGCCAUACCACUACUAUGAGCCGUCACGCCUGGAUGAGUGCCGUAUGUACCAUGUUCAUGAGCAUGCAAAGAGGGGCGGCCAUCGCUUCAUCACAGAGAAAGUUAUUUACAGCCGCUGGGCGUUGCAGGGGAAACUAUGGUUUGUUUACCCAUCCUGGUCACCACAUCAAGAUCAAUAGUUAAUACUUAACCAGGCUUUGUUGGGUUUGUUCAAAGUUAUGUCAAUCCUGAGCAGGUUUAAAAAUGCAAUUUUCCCCUAAAGUAUAUGUUUAUGUUAAGGAAAAAUAUCUCUCCCUUCAACUGUGGGGCUUUUAGUGUUGAAAUUCUGCCACCAGUUUGGCCUUUAACUUGUGCUGCUCUGCCCAGUGUUUCAUUUGGUACUAUUUUUACAUAUAUAGAAAUCUUAAAAUGUAUUCUGCAUAAUAUUCAUUAUAGUGAGCCUUUUUAAUUUCAGUAAUGCUUUAUCAUAUUUGUGAAUAUCAAAUAUUUAAUUGUCAAUCUGUUUUUGGAUAUUAAUCUGAAUUUAGAGCACUGCAAAUGUGAUGUUAUUAUAAAAAAAACACUGAACUGGCUGAACCAGUCUGUGUGAGAGAGUCUGAAUCAGGAGUACGAGAAACACUGAAUCCGUAGUGCGAGAGCGUCUGAAUCCGGAGUGCGAGAGAGUCUGAAUCUGGAGUGCGAGAGAGUCUGAAUCCGGAGUUAGUGAGAGAGUCUGAAUCCGGAGUGCGAGAAACACUGAAUCCGGAGUGUGAGGGAGUCUGAAUCAGGAGUACGAGAAACACUGAAUCCGAAGUGCGAGAGAGUCUGAAUCAGGAGUACGAAAACCUGUUUCGGAUUCAGUGUUUCCGAAGUGUGAGAGAGUCUGAAUCCGGAAUGCAAGAAACACUGAAUCCGAAGUGCUAGAGAUUCUUAAUCAGGAGUACGAGAAACACUGAAUCCGGAGUGCGAGAGAGUCUGAGUCCGGAAUGCGAGAAACACUGAAUCCGAAGUGCUAGAGAUUCUUAAUCAGGAUUACGAGAAACACUGAAUCCGAAGUGCGAGAGUCUGAAUCCGGAGUGCGAGAGAGUCUGAAUCCGGAAUGCGAGAAACACUGAAUCAAAGUGCGAGAGAGUCUGAAUCAGGAGUACGAGAUAUACUGAAUCCGGAGUGAGAGAGAGUCUGAAUCAGGAGUACGAGAAACACUGAAUCUGGAGUGCGAGAGAGUCUGAAUCAGGAGUACGAGAUAUACUGAAUCUGGAGUGAGAGAGAGUCUGAAUCAGGAGUACGAGAAACACUGAAUCCGGAGUGAGAGAGAGAUACUGAAUCCGGAGUGCGAGAGAGUCUGAAUCAGGAGUACGAGAAACACUGAAUCCGGAGUGCGAGAGAGUCUGAAUCAGGAGUACGAGAAACACUGAAUCCGGAGUGAGAGAGAGUCUGAAUCAGGAGUACGAGAAACACUGAAUCCGAAGUGCGAGAGAGUCUGAAUCAGGAGUACGAGAAACACUGAAUCCGGAGUGAGAGAGAGUCUGAAUCAGGAGUACGAGAAACACUGAAUCCGGAGUGCGAGAGAGUCUGAAUCCGGAAUGCGAGAAACACUGAAUCCGAAGUGCGAGAGAGUCUGAAUCAGGAGUACGAGAAACACUGAAUCCGGAGUGCGAGAGAGUCUGAAUCAGGAGUACGAGAAACACUGAAUCCGGAGUGAGAGAGAGUCUGAAUCAGGAGUACGAGAAACACUGAAUCCGGAGCGCAGAGAGUCUGAAUCAGGAGUACGAGAAACACUGAAUCCGGAGUGAGAGAGAGUCUGAAUCAGGAGUACGAGAAACACUGAAUCCGUAGUGAGAGAGAGUCUGAAUCCAGAGUGACUGAGAGUCUGAAUUCAGAGUGCGAAAGAGUCUGAAUUCAGAGUGACUGAGAGUCUGAAUUCAGAGUGCGAAAGAGUCUGAAUUCAGAGUGACUGAGACUCUGAAUCCAGAGUGACUGAGAGUCUGAAUUCGCAGCGCGAGAGAGUCUGAAUACAGAGUGACUGAGAGUCUGAAUCCGCAGUGCGAGAGAGUCUGAAUCCGGAGUGCGAGAGAGUCUGAAUCCGGAGUGGGAGAGAGU
Molecule: messenger RNA, 2859 nt
Organism: Xyrauchen texanus (razorback sucker)
Lineage: Eukaryota; Metazoa; Chordata; Actinopteri; Cypriniformes; Catostomidae
Gene: st6galnac4
Product: ST6 (alpha-N-acetyl-neuraminyl-2,3-beta-galactosyl-1,3)-N-acetylgalactosaminide alpha-2,6-sialyltransferase 4
Exons: 6
Coding region: 90-959 (289 amino acids)
Biological process (GO): ganglioside biosynthetic process; oligosaccharide metabolic process
Molecular function (GO): alpha-N-acetylgalactosaminide alpha-2,6-sialyltransferase activity
Source: RefSeq, a predicted model, not a curated record